UUCAGACCUGGGGUUAUCAUGUAACACCCCAUGUCACAUGAUUUGACAGAUGCAGGAGAAAAGCCCUCAGCCUGGUUUCAUUGGCUUAAAUAUAGUUCAAGGGAGCAGAUGCAAAGUUGAGAUGAGGAAGUGCUAUACAUAUAGGAAGCAGAAGCUUUUAAAGAUAAUUCUCUGUGAUGUGAAGCUGGUGCCCUCAGCCCUAAUAAAUGAGUGAGCACAAGAGCUGAAGCCCCAGCAAGGCCCUUCUUUUUUCGUGAGUUACGAGAAGGGGAGCCAGGAGCAUCAGGUGCUGGAGGCUGGGAAUUCUAAGAUCAAGAGUCCAGCAGAGCAGACCUGGGUGAGGGUCCCUGGCCGGCAGGUUUGUUAGAUCAAGUGGAUGGAUUGUUAACAGAUCCCAGUUCAUUCAUCAGGUGGUGAUGACAUACCUAAGGGUUGAGCUCUGCUCAUGAUGUGGACGCAGUCGUGAGCCAGAUGGGGUGCUCACCCUCGCGGGGGCCCCUUGGCCUGGCAGGUGAGGCUGGGAGAAGGCGGGGCACUGAAUGAGCCGAAGCCUCAGGGACGUCUUUCCGUGCCCACGUCAGGUUGGUGUCUCUAAGCAGCGUCACCUUCAGUGUGGGCAGAAUAUUUUGGAUCUGGUGAUAUUUCCGGCAGGAAAAUGAACAUGAUUUACAGUCUCUGGACCUAAUACAGAUUGAGAGCUGUGAAUAAUACUGUAGGGAAAACAAACAAACAAGAGCCGACAGUACACAUCCUCAUCUUCACUGCGACACCGUCACACCCGAGACAUGGUGUAGUGAGACGUGCCAGUGGCCUUCCUUGUCCUGGUGAAGACCACACCGUACUGGCUCACCUGAGUCCACCUGAGCCCACCUGAGUCUGGGAGUCAGACAGAGUCCAAACUGAACUGCGGCUGUCCCCAUUGCCUCCUGCGUCCAUUUGUGUACACGCACGUGAACUCUGUGUGCGCCACGUGUGAGGAUGAACCGUUAUACACGCACGUGAACUCCGUGUGCACCUCGUGUUAGGAUGAGCCGUCGUACACACUGACGAACUCCAUAUGUGCCACGUGUGAGGACGAGUCUUAGUACACACAAGUGAACUCUGCACCGUGUGUGAGGACGAGCUGUCGUACACGCUUGUGAACUCCAUGCGUGCCACAUGUGAGGACGAGCUGUCGUACAUGUUUGUGAACUCCGUGUGCGCCAUGUGUGAGGACGAGCUGUCGUACACACUCGUACACGCUCGUGAACUCCAUGUGUGCCACAUGUGAGGAUGAGCCGUCGUACACGUUCGUAAACUCCAGGUGUGCCACGUGUGAGGAUGAGCCGUUGUACUUGUUCGUGAACUCUGUGUGCGCCACGUGUGAGGACGAGCCGUCGUACACACUCGUACACGCUCAUGAACUCUGUGUGCGCCAUGUGUGAGGACGAGCCAGCCAGAUAGAGCUGUUCAUCGCACCAGCUCUCGGGCUCCUGGGGGGCAACACUGGGCACCCCUUGAGCAUGCCCUGGGCAUGUGGAGCUCCUGGGACUGUGCCAGCCACACCAGCCUCGCCGGAGCUUCCUAGAAACAGUUUCGGGGGCGGGUGACAUGCUUUCCAAGAGGCCUGCGCUGGGCAGCGUGGGGAAGCAUGUCGGAGCCGGUGAGGCUCGGCGGCAGCCGGCCAGGGUGCACGGCCGUUUCUCUCUCUUGGAGGCCUCCCAGGCAACCCCUGUUCCGUGGCACGGAGUGCAGCGCACUGGGGAGGCUGCUCGGCCACGGCCGGGUCACUCCCUUGUGGAAUGUUUGCAAGAGCUUCCAGAAUGCCUCCGUCAAUCAGGCCGUCAGGCCGCGACUGCCCUGCUGCUGGGGCUUUAAACGUGAAGGUCAGCAGGGCUGGGACUGACGUGUGCGGACAGUGGGAGUGACCCUGGCCGGGAAGCGGGGGAGGCCUGACAUUGUUUCUCUGCUCUCCUGGCCUGGGCUCCGGGCUUGGAGCACCCGCCAUGGCGUCCCUGAGCAGGGCACGCCGCCCCGCUGUUAUCCCCGAGAAGGAGGAAGUGCCCCAGACGGCCCUGAGCAGCGUCCACCAGGAUAAUGGCAGUGAGGACGAGCGCGCGGUGUCCAGGCUGCAGCGCAGGCACAGUGACAUCAAAGUCUACAAGGAGUUCUGUGACUUCUAUGCGAAAUUCAACAUGGCCAACGCCCUGGCCAAUGCCGCCUGCGAGCGCUGCAAGGGGGGCUUCGCGCCCGCGGAGAAGAUCGUGAACAGCAACGGGGAGCUGUACCACGAGCCCUGCUUCGUGUGCGCCCAGUGCUUCCAGCAGUUUCCCGAGGGCCUCUUCUACGAGUUUGAAGGAAGGAAGUACUGUGAGCACGAUUUCCAGAUGCUCUUUGCUCCUUGCUGCCACCAGUGCGCACAACCCUGGCUGGUGCUGGGGGUCACACCUGCAACCCAGGUACGUGCCCUUGACCGGGAAUUGAACCUGUGAUUCUUCCAUCCAAAGACCGACACUCGAACCACUGAGCCAAAGCGGUCAGGACUAGGUGACUUUUUUGGAAUAUUCAUUUCCCGUUAGUGCGGACUUGACCUGCUUGAUUUGGGGUUUGCCAGAGGGAGACAGAGAUGUCACUGAGGCAUGGCGACACUUGGAGAUUGCCUGUCACCCGGGGGUGGGCUUGCUGGCCCCUCGCUGGCUGGGGACAGUGCCCCAGACGCCUUCAGAGGUUGGAGAAACAGCAGAAUGUUGUCACGGUUGGAUGAAAGAAGAAAUGAAGCUUGGGCUACGAGAAAAUGUACUGUGGAUGUCAGCUCUCUGUGUCGGUGGUGACAUUUCACAGAGCCCGUCACUGGGAAGGGAAAGAGGGAUCUAGAGAUGGGAUGAGACAACCUGAAAUAGCAUUUUCUGAUACAGUGCUUACUGUGGGAGACACGUGUGCAGCAAGUCCCUCUCUGUGGAGAAAGGUUUACAUGUGUCUGUGUCCUGUGAUUUCCCCUUGCGCUCUGAGCCGUGAAAUGCCACGCUGGGGCC
This is a messenger RNA of Molossus molossus (Pallas's mastiff bat), 3011 nucleotides long. RefSeq names its product LIM zinc finger domain containing 1 (gene LIMS1). Gene Ontology annotation, biological process: cell-cell adhesion; positive regulation of substrate adhesion-dependent cell spreading; positive regulation of integrin-mediated signaling pathway. The transcript has 6 exons. The record is from RefSeq and is a predicted model, not a curated record. Gene Ontology annotation, cellular component: focal adhesion; cell-cell junction; cytoplasm. NCBI's taxonomy places the organism in Eukaryota, Metazoa, Chordata, Mammalia, Chiroptera, Molossidae. The coding region runs from base 1986 to 2471 and encodes 161 amino acids.